This is a messenger RNA of Colletotrichum acutatum, 552 nucleotides long. RefSeq lists its product as uncharacterized. The transcript is spliced from 2 exons. The record is from RefSeq and is a predicted model, not a curated record. NCBI's taxonomy places the organism in Eukaryota, Fungi, Ascomycota, Sordariomycetes, Glomerellales, Glomerellaceae. The coding region runs from base 1 to 552 and encodes 183 amino acids.
AUGGUGCGGUUCACAUCGCUCUUCGCACGAGCUCUACCCUUUGCGGUAUUUGCGGUCGCCGCUCCGGCUGCAUCUACGCCGCCGCUUCGUAGACAGAUCGCAGGUGACGAAGCUUGUGCCGAGAUUGGAAGGGUCUACGACGAAGCAAGUUUGACAAACACUACAGACAAUGUUGUAGUGAAGCCUUCUCUGGCAUACCAGUGCCUUCGAUCAAUCUCAGUGGACGUUGAAAGAGAUACCGCGCUUGUUCACUAUUUGCGACCAUGGCUUGAAUACCAGAGUACCGUCGAUAUUCUUCUAGACCCUCCCGAAGAGUAUCUCUACCCGGGCGUCGAUAUCUUUGGUGGCCUCGACAACAUUACCCAGUCACUCGAGGAUGGGGGUUACGAGUCUCAAUUCGACUUCACUGUCGAUCUCUACAGGCUGAUUAACGUCAAGCCUCGGGAUGGGCACUUGUCCUGGUCGCCUGUUUUGGGUGUACUGAUCAGCUUUUCUACGCCAGCGUUGUUGUUGUUGUUGUUGUUGUAUUUAACGCCGUGGCGGCCGGGCUAG